GAAGAAUUUUCCACGAUCGUGUGUUGUCGAUAUCACUUCGAGUACGUCAUACCCACAAAAUACCCACUGCCAUGACAUGAAGGGCGCUUGGUGAUCUUUGGGUUUAAGUCAGAGUGUUCACUCGGAAAUCAUGUCGUUGUUUGUUUCCGUUCUUUCUUGAUCACCGCCAGGAAGAUCACUUGAGUUUUGAUCAAGAGAAUUGUGGAAGACAAUUUUAUCUGAAGGACCAUGUCUUUUGAACUUACAUCAAGUGGCACAAGCCCUCCUUCUUGUAUCAGGAGAGAAAGCUUAGUGCAUUUGUUAGAGAGUUGCAAAGAUUCUUUGGAAGUUCUAGGUAAAGAACUGGGAAUUGAUACAACUCAAUGCAAGGAAGUCUGUGAGGUCCUUGAUAUUUAUGAAGAAAAUGUUGGUCAAGAACUGUCACUGGAUAAGUGGAUGGUCAUAUUUGAAAGGCUUGGUUGUUUGGUAGAAUUUAAGAUGCUUCUUGUUGAAGAUCAACUGCUUGAUGAUGUCAACACUUUAGAUGAUUGUCCUCCAAACGACUGUGAUGAUCUGGGUCAGGGAACCCUUUUCAAGGAAUCAAAGGAGUUGAGGCACCAGAAAAUUAAGGCUAAUAAUCAAUGUUCAUCCUUAACGCUUCCUGGAAGUGAGUCAAGCUUGCCAUCCAAGCCAGGAGACAAUGUAGAGGAGACUUGGAAGGCAAGCCCAGAAUUGGGUUUGCCACCUCCUCUAGAAGACGAAACAAGUACAGUACUUGUGAAAGACUCCAUAAGGGAAGCAAAAGGUGAUGAUGAAGAACACCCAUAUCUGGAUGCUGGUAAAGCUUCAGAAGGCAUGUUGUCAUCAGAUGGACAAAGCAUGCCAGAAAACAGACAGACAAUUGCAAGUGGGUUACCAGCUGUCUUUAAUUUUGAAAGCUGUGAGAUCCAGGACCUUGCAACUCAAUUCCAGGGGGCAGCUGCUGCACCAGUCCCACAUUGUAUGGAUCUGGGGGAAGAGAGCCAUGCCGCAUCACUAAUCAAUGAAGGUGAUGUUUUGAGUUCAGGUAAAUUGAGGUCAAUAUCAAAGCCAGUCAACUUUGAGGCAAUAAAUUCUCCAUCAUCAGUAGUUACAGGAUAUCAGUUCCAUCCAAAUGACCUAAAAGCUGGUAAAAUCAAUGCUGUUGAUCAAGAUAGGCAGAACCUUCAUGAAAACAGGAGAAUGUCAUGUGUUUCACCACUGUUAGCUGAGGCAAGUAGCCUAACAGCAAUCCACCAAUUUCAGGAGGCCACUCCAUCUCACACAUCAGGUACAUUUGUUACAGAAGAUAACAGGUCAUUGUCACAGAUUGAAAUAGAUCCUAGUCACCAAGCCGUCCGUGCAAGAAGUUUACCAGCUAUGCGCGCAAGGUCUGCAAUGCAGGAUUCUGUGGGCCCAUUCCACCAGGCUACCGCAACUGACACAUUUGGCACAGAUCAAGCUGAAGACAGUAGUACAUCAUCACAGAGUGACACAGAUGUGAGUUUGUCUUCAGAUGACUUAGGAACACAAUUGAGACCAUUUACUCCUCCAGUAGCAACUUCUCCUCAAAUUCAUAGAUUGCAUCCAAACAACCUGAUAGCUGGUGAAGUAAAUUUAGCUGUGAAUCAUGAGGGGGCAGUCUUAAACAGGGGAGUGUCACUUGGUGCUCAACUGUCACCAGCCAUCGGUACAAGUAUUUUACCAACUGGGUAUGCAAGUUCUGUAGUGCAGGAUCCUGUUUGCCAAAUUCACCAGGAUAUGGCUCAUGCCAUACCCAGCACAGAUGAAGAGGAAAGCAGCAGUUCAUCAUCAGAGAGUCACACAGAUGUUAGUUUACUUCUGCAUGACUCAAAUGAUUUGGGUCAAGGAACUGGUAAACAACCAUCAGAAAAUGAUGAUGCAACUCAUGAUCAGCACAUGAAUAUUCUUCAGCAGGUUCAGCCACCUUUGCAGUUAGGGGAAAUUGCUUUUUUGAUACAGAGCCUGUGGAAGAAGACUGCAAAACACGAGGCAUGCAAGCAAGACCUACAGCAUUCAAGACAGCAGUGUGCUCAGCUUCAAACAACCAUUGAUGAGUUGCAAAGAUAUCUGGAUAACAGCAACCAUCUACAACAUGAAAAUCAGCGCCUGAUAGGAAUGACUCAAGAGAUGUGUGAAUUGAAAGAUCAGGAGAUUCAGCAACUCAGACUGUUGUGCGAACAGAAAGACCAGAUUAUAGUGGAAAAUGAAAGUCACAGAGGGGAGCAGAUACAGAUGCACCAUCAAAUAGCCCAAAGACAUGAAAGUUAUCAGCAACAAGUAGAGCGCUUAGAAAGGGAACGUCAAGAACGAUCAGAAGAACUGCGACAGGCCACUGCUGAGGUCCAGCAAUUACAAGAAAGUGAGAGGUUGAGGCUUGAAAAUGAAAGGUUGUCAGACCAGAGGAUGACAGAGUUAUCAGAAGCUUUUUUUAAUUCACAAACAGACGAAGUGAAAAUAUUGGAGCGGGAACUAGACAAGGAAAAACAUAAAAGAACAGAAGCAGAGAAGACCAACAGAUGUCUGUCUGAGGAAAAUUGCCAGCUGCAGUCAAUGGUGAAUGAAUUGAUGUCAAGGCUAGCCAAACUUGUAGAAGUUCCUUGUAGUGCCCCAUCCCCUGAUACUGUGCAGGAGAAUCUUGUAUCAAGCAGCACUGACUUGACUGUACAUGUAGUAGAAGCUGAUGAUGAGAGUGACGACGAUGAAGAAGUUUUUGAGGAUGCCCUUGAUCACUUGUGAUUGGUGCAGAUCUGGAGAGAAUAUUCAAGCCCUUCCCCCCCUCCCCUGUUUCAUAGAUGGUUAGAUGUCUGAGUUCCUUUGUGUAAAUACAUGUAAGCUGUAUUUUGAACCAGUGACAUAUUGUAAUUUUUCAGGUUUGUGAGGUCAUAUGUUGUAAAAAGUAGCCAAAGGUAGUUGAAUUUUUAGCAGAGUUACUACAUUGUACAAGCAACUUCUAGUUAAUAGGUGCACUUUUUAAAAUUGUAAGGUGAAUAUUUUUAAACUUGCUGUCAAACAGUGGUGAAGGUCUAUUUUAGGUGUUACGAAGAAUAAUAUUGAGUAGUAUUCAACAAUUAGUUUUUCAUAUGAAACGUACAGUUGAUCUUUUUGUAUAUAAAGCUAAGAAGUCAGAAAAAGAUUGAAGUUUAUGCACGGUUUAGUGUCUUCAUUUGUAAUUUACCAAAGGUUUUAAAAGGUUUUCCUAAAAUAAUGUAUAUUUUUGUGGCAAUCCUUUGGUCGAAGUCUUUCUUAAUUGGAAUAUGUACAUAUGUUUUUCAUAAUAAUUUAUAUUUCCCUCUAGAUUGUAUAUUUAUGGUAGUAUUUAUAUGCUAAGGUUUUAUGAUAACUGCACUUUUCUGAAUAUAGUCUUUCAAAACACUUUUGUAGACUUUCGUACUAAGUCUAAUAAUUUAAUGAAUUCAAUUGAUUGUUAUGAGUUCGUGACUAAAGUGUGCAAGAUUUACAUUGGAUGCAAAAUUUUAUUGAAAGCUGACCACUAGAGGUGGCCAAAUGGAAUAUGAACAAAUAUUGAAUAUAUACAUUUGUAUUUACUGGUUUAUUUGUAUCUUACAAAUUCAUGACAUAAGUUUCAAUUAUUUACAUUUUACUCACAAGUUAUGGUUGAAAUAUUGAGUGUUAUUUUUACGUUGUAAAAUAAUGAGAGGAAUAAUUAAUGAUGAUAGCAAGUACUUGAGUAAUAUAUUUGUGAUGUGCAGUUGUGUGUUCGCAGCCAAUAAGUUUUCAGGUUGUCAUUCAAUUGACUGAGUGUGAGGCAAAAUGUCACUGUUUCUCUCUCUUUUGCUCGAUUUUGAGGAAAGUGAUCACAAAAAUUAAUAAUCAGGACAUCUUGGGAAGUAAACCAAAUGUGAAUAGAAAUGCAUCAUUGUACUGACUAUUGUAAUUCAGUAAAAGUAUUGGUCAAAAUGCGUGACUGCAUAUCACGAAAGUUAAUAAAUUAGUCUUACGCAUUGUGUAUUAAUAAUUAAUAGUUCAAAUUUAAAUGGUGUAAAUGACAUAAUUUAAUGUAUGAUCAAAUACAUUUGAGCAGGUGAAUGUGUCCUAGCUAGACAAAAAUCAAGCGUGUGUUAAAACAUUAAAAUAUAUUUUAGAUA
Molecule: messenger RNA, 4127 nt
Organism: Stylophora pistillata
Lineage: Eukaryota; Metazoa; Cnidaria; Anthozoa; Scleractinia; Pocilloporidae
Source: RefSeq, a predicted model, not a curated record